GUGUGUUACAGCGUAAAGCGUCUAGAAGUGUCAUGGCAGCUUCAGGUCUCUUUAAAACUCUGUUAUACACAGUCAACAAUCUCCUUCAACAACAGAAAUAUAAAACUGCUCUGGCGGUUGUUAAAGGCUUCAGGAAUGGAGCUGUAUAUGGUGCUAAAAUUCGUGCCCCUCAUGCCCUUGUCAUGACGUUUCUCUUCAGAAGUGGAAGUCUAAGAGAGAAGUUUAAAGCCAUCGCUCAGGCCACAUACACCCACUCCAGGAACUUGGCCUGCUUUGUGUUUACAUAUAAAGGGUUGCAGGGGAUCCAGCAGCACAUACAGGGCAAACAGCUUCAGUCUCACGCUUUCCUCGCUGCGUGUAUCGGAGGCUGGCUUGUGUUCGGAGAAAAUAACAACAUCAACAGCCAGGUGAGUGAAGAUAAAUAUGUACCUGCUGUCCAGAAUCCUCUUUGCUUUGUCCCGAUUGGCUGUGGAAAAGGGUUACAUUCCCCAACCCAAGAGAGAUCCCUUCCCAUUGUUUGCCACGCUGGUGUGGGGUAUUGUGCUCUGGCUGUUUGAGUAUCAUCCUCAUACACUUCAACCUUCCCUUCAGUCAUCCAUGAAUUACCUGUACCAUGACAGCAACACCUGGCAUGAUAUUACAGACUUUCUCAUUUAUAACAAACCAAAAACUAAAUGAACAUGAUAGUAUAUAAGAAUUCGACAAAAACAGUAGACCUUUUCAAUUACUUAAUUAAAUAGUUUAAUUAUCACACCUAUGGUACUGCACUUUGUGGCACAAAUAGAGAUGGACUGAAUUACUUCUGAUGUUUGUACAUUCUGUGGAGCAUAGCAGAUAUAAUCAUUAGCGCUGAACAACACUACAAUUACUCAUGAAAAUCAUGAAAAACCUUCAUGUUUUUGAGUAAAUCUCACAAAAAACAUGUCCAGCUAUGCUUAAAAUAGUAAAGUAUCCUAACAAAGUAAAGUAACUCAUCUUGUCAGAGAUAUGAAAGAAGUGCUGUCUGGAUGUUUGUAUCUAAUAUGAAGCAAUAUGAAUUCAGGUGCAUGUGUUAAAAGUGAUACUAUAAUGCAUAGUUGACUGCUAUGAAUCUCCACUUUCUGGUGUCAUAUUGCAUUGACUGAAGUUGUCUAGCAGUCACACAAACAAUGAUUUACUUUUGUUGUUACUAAUAAUUUUAUUAUGAGGGUCCAUAGUUAAUGCAAAAUUUUCACCACAACUGAACUUGGUGAGUUUAACCAGAUUUAUAUUUUAAUUAAAUUAACUUCUUUAACUCUGGGACCCUGUACCGGGUCCAGAAUUAUCUUAUUUUGACUUAAUAUAAAAUAUUCCUGUAAUUUUUAAUGGUCUAUCAUGGACCCAGUACCACAUAUGAGAUACUGUUUGAAAGCUUAGAGUCUCUACUUUCUGCAGAUAUGCAUCACUUUGAGAUAUCUUUCACUGUAAGAAAGUUAUUUACACUUAAUUUACACUAUCACCCCCCCACAAUUUUGUAUAUGAUUUUAAUAUUCACGUAUUUCAUAUUUUUCAAGUAUGACCAACAUGGGCAAGUCUUAUAUCAAAUGAAAGCUCUCACUCUCAGGAAUAAAGCUACAUCGUUAUUUUUGUUCUAUUAUUAUCACAUAUCCAACAAUCGUUGAAUGAAUAAUGAGGUAAAAUAUGGUCUUUUGUAAACAUAUGUGAAACUUGAGUGUGAUCUGCCUCAGAUAGCACAGAUAGCCACAAAUGAUACACCAUAUUUUAUCUUAGGUCCUACUCUAAAAAAUGAGUCCAUUCACAGCAUUUUCUUUGGUUGUGUGUAUAUAUAAUCCCUUGCUAUUUAUUAUAUGUGCAAAACAAAAAAUUAAUAUUUAUAUGAAAAAUGUAUUU
This is a messenger RNA of Paramisgurnus dabryanus, 1869 nucleotides long. NCBI's taxonomy places the organism in Eukaryota, Metazoa, Chordata, Actinopteri, Cypriniformes, Cobitidae. The record is from RefSeq and is a predicted model, not a curated record.